Messenger RNA from Micropterus dolomieu (smallmouth bass), 4992 nucleotides. RefSeq names its product tetratricopeptide repeat domain 7B (gene ttc7b). The transcript has 23 exons. Gene Ontology annotation, molecular function: protein binding. NCBI's taxonomy places the organism in Eukaryota, Metazoa, Chordata, Actinopteri, Centrarchiformes, Centrarchidae. Bases 47 to 2914 code for a protein of 955 amino acids. Gene Ontology annotation, biological process: phosphatidylinositol phosphate biosynthetic process; protein localization to plasma membrane. The record is from RefSeq and is a predicted model, not a curated record. Gene Ontology annotation, cellular component: plasma membrane.
GGGAUCCUGUUGUAUUGUUUUGGUCCAGUCGAGCCCUCUCACCAAAAUGACAGCGAGGAAGUCUGGGUCACGACUGGAGACCGAGAUAGAGCGGUGCCGUUCAGAAGGGCAGUGGGACAAGAUACCGGAAUUAGUACGGCAGCUUUCAGCCAAACUAAUAUCAAACGAUGACCUAGGGGAGUUGCUGCUGGGGGAUUGCAAGCUUCAGACAUACCUGAAGGAGAACCCCAUCAAACAGGGAUCCAGUCCCAGGGGCCCACGACCUAAACUGGUAGAGGUCAGGAAACACCUCACUGCUGCUCUGGACAGAGGAAACCUCAAGGCCGAUUACCUCCAGGAAGCCAGUUUGUUGAUGGCCAAACUGUGCUACGUGGAGGGAGAAUACAGAGACGCUUUAGAUCACUACAGCAGGGUGAACCUGGAUGACAUGCAGCUGGUGGGAGCUCCUGUGUAUAGGCUGUCCAUGAUAGCAGAGGCAUACGCUACUAAAGGACUGUGUCUAGAGAAGGUCCCAGCCGUCUCUCCAUCUCUAUCCAAUAAGAACCCUGGGUCUCCAUCAUCCAAUAGGAACCCAACAGAGCAGGAGCAGGAAAUAAUCACCUGCUAUGAAAAGUCCGGAGACAUCGCUCUGCUCUACCUGCAGGAGGCUGAGAAGGCGUUGUCGGCAGGAAUUCAGAACCGCAGCCCAAAGCCCGGCCCGACAGCCCAGGACCUGGAACUGGGCUACUUCCUGGAGACGGGCCUGCAGAGAGCCCACGUCAUCCACUUCAAGAAUGGCAACCUGACACGAGGCGUGGGCCGGUUUCGGGAGAUUCUUCGGGCUGUUGAGAACAGAACCACCCAGAGCCUGCGCAUGACCAUAGCCAGACAGCUUGCAGAGAUCUUGCUCAGAGGAAUGUGUGAACAGAGUUACUGGUCUCCUCUGGAAGACCCACCCACAGUGUCGCCACUAGAUGAUCCCACACGGCAAGGACACACUCACAGCAAGAACUACAGCUUAAGCCGACGCCCACGAGUGUACUCGGGAGAGAAUCUGUUUUGCCCUCAGGAGAACACAGAAGAAGCUUUGCUGCUGCUGCUCAUCAGUGAGUCCAUGGCUAACCGUGACGCUGUCCUGAGCAGAAUUCCUGAACACAACAAUGACCGUAUCAUCAGCCUGCAGUCUGCCUCUGUGGUGUACGACCUGCUGACUAUAGCUCUGGGCAGGAGAGGGCAGUACGAGAUGCUGUCAGAGUGUUUGGAGAGAGCAAUGAAGUUUGCCUUUGAGGAGUUCCAUUUGUGGUACCAGCUCGCCCUGUCGCUGAUGGCAGCUGGGAAAUCAGCUCGUGCCGUUAAGGUCCUUAAGGAGUGUAUUCGUCUGAAGCCUGACGACCCCACCAUCCCACUGCUGGCUGUCAAACUGUGCAUCGGACCUCUGCACUGGUUGGAUGAAGGUGAGUGCUUUGCAAAGAUGGUGAUUGACAUGGGGGAGAAAGCAGCUGAGUUCAGAGCCAAAGGCUUCUUGGCCAUCGGGCUGGUUUACAGCCUCAAAGCCACUGAUGCAUCAUUGCGAAGCACACAGGAGGAGUACCAGAGGAAAGCUUUGGGAGCCUUCCAGAGAGCUCAGAGUCUGUCUCCUACUGACCAUCUAGCAGCCUUCUACUUGGCGCUGCAGCUUGCUGUGUCCAGACAGAUCCCCGAGGCACUAGGCUAUGUCCGACAGGCGUUGCAGCUUCAAGGGGAUGAUGUCCACUCCCUUCAUCUGCUGGCCCUGCUGCUCUCUGCUCAGAAACACUACCACGACGCUCUCAAUAUUAUAGAGAUGGCUCUGUCCGAGUACCCUGAGAACUUCAAUCUGCUGUAUACCAAGGUGAAGCUGGAGUCAAUGUGUAGAGGACCAGAAGAAGCUCUGCUCACCUGUAAACACAUGCUGCAGAUCUGGAAGAGCUUUUACAACCUUACCAACCCCAGUGAUUCUGGGCGUGGCAGUAGUCUGUUGGACAGAGCCAUAGCAGACAGACGACAGCUCAACGCCAUGACUCUGCCGGACUUCAGUGACCCUGAGACCGUCUCAGGUUCUUCCUCUUCUCACUCUGGUUCUGAACCGGUCUCCCCCAUCUCCCCAUCCACCAUUUCCACCCUCUCCUCCCCACUGUCCUCCCCCUCUUCCUCUGUCUUCAUCCUGCAGCCUCCUCCUCCGCCCAAAAACCCAUCUGUCCUCCCUCCUCCUCCCCCUCCCCCUCCUCCUCCUGCACCCACCAAGACCAGGACUCAGUCCUUUUGCAGCCACGUCACUCUCCGCCAGCUCUCCUCCAAUUGCGGCCUUCAGGACGCUAACACUCUUGGUUUUUCCUCCAUGUUUUCUGUUUGUUCGGUUCAUGCCACAUCUAUAGCAGCCAGUCGCGUAGAGCAGGCUCUGUCUGAGGUAGCCUCCUCACUGCAGAGCAGUGCCCCCAAACAUGGACCCCUGCACCCCUGGAUGACCCUGGCGCAGAUCUGGCUGCAUGCAGCUGAGGUGUACACCGGCAUGUCGAAGCCUGCAGAGGCCUCGGCCUGCACACAAGAAGCCGCCAACCUCUUCCCCACAUCUCAUAACGUGCUGUACAUGAGGGGGCAGAUAGCCGAGCUGAGGGGCAACAUGGACGAUGCCAAACGCUGGUAUGAAGAGGCCCUGUCCAUCAACCCGACGCAUGUCAAGACCAUGCAGAGACUGGGUCUGAUUCUUCACCAGCUGCAGCGCUACAGUCUGUCUGAAAAGGUCUUGAGGGAUGCUGUGCAGGUCAACAGCACGGCUCAUGAUGUGUGGAACAGCCUGGGUGAGGUGUUGCAGGCUCAGGGAAACGCUGCCGCUGCCACCGAGUGUUUCCUCACUGCCUUGGAGCUGGAGGCCAGCAGCCCCAUUCUGCCCUUCACCAUCAUACCCAGAGCACUAUGAGACAUUCACUUUGACAGUUAUAGCCUCACUACUGUGGCACAAGUGACCCCCAUACACACACACACACACACACACACACACACACACACACACACACACACACACACACACACACACACACACACACACAGCAUGCCUGCAUGCAUGCCACUUACACAAGGUUUAAAUGCCAUACCCUCAGAUACACACACACACACACACACACACACACACACACACACACACACACACACACACACACACACACACACACACACACACACAGUAAAUGCAAUUCGUACUCAAAAACAUACAUACACGCUUCCCCCCACCCACCAACCCUUCCCACAAUGCUUUGCUGUGGCUGUGAGCCCUGGCUGUGUGUGCGUGUGUGUGUGUAUGGGGGGCAUGUGUCAGUGCGCGGAUACAUUGCAUGUGUGUGUCGAUCUGCACUUUCUGUGUCGAUCUGCACUUUCUGUGUGCCUGUUUUUGACUGUGGACCCAUUUCUGUGUAUGUGUGCCAACAUGUUGCAUGUGCAUAUUUGUGUCUGCUUGUAUGUGAUUUGCAGAUGAUUUGUCCUGUUCACACAUGUAAAUAAGAUUCACUUUGAAUUCCUACUCUGCCAUUGCUAGCCUAAUAACAUUUAGUUAUUUAGUCCAAAAAUUUACGAGCCCGCACAGUUUGCUUUUCCUUUCACAUACUGAGGGUACAUCUAGCAAAUUUGACACACCAUGAAUUAUGGGCAAGUUUUAUUAAUGUUUUUUUAUAAGCCAAAUAUUACUGAUAACACUCAUAUGUUCACUUGCUGUAUAGCUGGCUCAGGAAAGCCAGAUCUCUGAGAACCUACUGGAGGAUCAACAGACAUGAUCAUAAGAGCACUGAAGACUCAGUCAGUGACGUUAAUGCCAAAACACAGGCUGCAUUUACACACACAGGAGAUCAGAUAUGAAACUGCUGAUGUCCGAGGGACGGCUGUGGGUUGUUCUUUUCUCCAUUUUUAAAUAAAAGCACAUUUUAUCCCCAGUGUACAGCCUUUACAUGCUCGUUUGUUGAACCGUUUACAAAAUGUUCAAAUAUGUGCGCUAUAAUUCAGUUCUCCCCCCCCCCCAAAAAAAAGCUUUGAAGCUCAAGUAAUUGUUUGCGAAAUGCAUUUUUACAUUCUUGCUGAGACGUAGAUGUACGGUGAAGGUAAAGCUACUGCAAAGCAGACGAUUAACUCACCUUAGUAAAAUGGCUGGAAACGUGGGGAAACAUCUAGCGUGGUAACAAAAUCUGCAUACUGGCAUACAUUUGUAUAAAACAAAUGCAAUGGACAACGGACAGAUGAGAUCUAACAUGCUAAUUAGUGAGCUUUCAAGGUGCUGGUAAGCAGACUUUAUUACCUUUAGACAGAGCUAGGCUUGCCUUUCCCCCGUUUCCAUUGUUUAUGCUAAGCUAGGCUAACCAACGGCUACUUCUCACCUCAUAGCGAAUGAGCGUAUUUCCCCAAAAUGCCACUAUUGCUGUGAAAUAAGUCCAAUUUCCACUUUUGCGUUUGUAAAUGUUUUUAUACUUUUGAUCUAUUUGGACAAGCUGACGGUUUUUAGCGUGAGCAGCUAGAGUCACACAAGCUGAACACAAGAGUGCAACUUUCAAAACCCCCACACCACAAUGUCGCAGGUUAACAUUCAUAUAAACUCGCGGAAAGCUGGAGCUCCUAUGUUACAUUUUAUUUUAACACAUUGUAAGCGUGAAUGGGAGGAAUCUGUUACAGACAUUUUCUAAAAAGUCCGACUUUCUGUUGUGUGUAAAUGCAACCAGUGACUGUGUUAUGUUAAAAUACAACUAGAUGAAUAUUUUUUCCAUUAGAUUUUUGAUUAUAAAGACAAUGGAUUAUUGUUGUAUAUUUGAUUGUUCCCAAUGUAUUAUUAUUAUUAUUAUUAUUAUUAUUUUAGAAAGUAAAUUAUAAUUCUAUUUUCUGGAGAGUGAUGGGAUGCUGUUGGAGAGAUAAAAGGAUGAAGUGGUUCAGUUUGUUGACACGAGUCCUUUGUGGUGUAAAUGAAUGACUGAAAUUAGGAUAAUAAUAAUGACAAAGAUAAUAAAAGUGGUUGAAAAACAA